UUGAAAGUACCAUCAGUUUUACCAAUGAGUUCGAAAAGGAGAAGGGCCAUCUCUCCCUCCAGUAGUGUGAGCGGAGGUGACUUUGACGAUGCCUCCUCCUCCACUCCUGGAAGCGGGCGAAAGAGGAGAAGACCCUCUAAUCUCCCUGCAGUAGACCCUGUGAGUUGAAUUUCUUACUCUUCUAGCUCUGAUGCAGUGGCGAUUUUAGCGUGUAAAUCUUGGUGGGGCAAACUUUCCUCCCAAUAUGUUUUAAUGCAUGCCAGCAAAGCCACUACAGAACACAACAUUAAACAAUAUAUUCAUUGCACUAUAACGGGGACAAAUGGUGCCCACAAACUGUAAUGGCCUACAUAAAGCUGUCCCAACAGCAGAGCUUUCUUUUCACCACCGCUACACCUGGCUAUCAGCGGAGCUAUGUCUGGCAGUGUAACAGUUAAUUCAGCCUCAUUUACUGUCUUUUUAAAAAACAUAGCUGAUAUGGCUGACUUGCUUAAACAAAUGUGGUUUCUACUGACAACUGAUAUGUAUAAAUUAUGACAAUGGAACGACGAGCGGAUAAGAGGCAAUGCGUAAUUUCGAUUAAGACAUUAAUGAGUGAGCUAGGAUGGAUGUAGUCAAUAUAACUAUUUGUUCAGCACUUUUCAAAUGUACAGCGACAGAAUUCAGAACAUGGGCCAUUCUUACAGUAUUCUCCCUGUACACCAAGUCAGAACCGUAGGAUAAAUAAAGGGGGCAUAUAAGCAGACAAUGAAAGCUCUUACAAUAUUCAAUGAUUACAUUUCUCUAAAACAGGCUAUAGGCUACAUGUGCACUACUAAGUUGGAACAGUAUGCUAAGUUAAGAGGGGGAAGGGACCAAAUUAUUAGGGUGAGGCACAUGGGCUACUAACAGCUUACUACACAACAUACACUUAGUAUUACUUUCAUAGCUACAGUAUACAUAUCUCCCUGGCAUAUUACAUCAUUAUGCAGCAGCAUACAAUACAUGACGAUGAUUCAUGACGUCAGUGAUCUUCAGGUCGGAGCUCUAGAAAGAGGCACGAGUUCCCGACUUGGAAUUCCGAGUUGGAUGACCGUUCAAAACUUAUUUUCUUAGUUGGAGCUCGUUUUUUUUCAGAGUUCCCAGUUAUCUUGAACUCACUGAAGUCUGAGAUUGCCCAGUUCCGAGUUUCCAGUUGUUUUGAACGUGGUAGAAAUCAUGCUGGAUUGAGAGCUUGGCCAAUGUAUUCAACUUUUUCUGGCCCAUGGUGUUGCAUGUGAAUGUUUAUCCUUUUAAGCUUGGAAAAGAGACCGGUAAACCUAUAAUAAUAUGCCAUUUAGCAGACGCUUUUAUCCAAAGCGACUUACAGUCAUGUGUGCAUACAUUUUUACGUAUGGGUGGUCCCGGGGAUCGAACCCACUACCCUGGCGUUACAAGCGCCAUGCUCUACCAAUUGAGCUACAGAGGACCACAAAUCUAGACUUGGACCGCACACCCACUCCACUGAAUAGCAGGCUAGUGAUUGCUUUGCAACGCUUGCAGUUAGCCACUGAUUCCUUCCAAACCACUCAUUGCUGAAUUUGCGAUUUCCAACUUGUUGUGUAAUGUUUAUGUUCAAUGGCAGAUGAGCACCGAUACGUUUUAUCUAUAAUUUCUCUUCAUAUGCCAGUAGAUUGUAGACUUGAUUCAUGAUGAUGACUGCUUGUCGAGCUUGCUUGCUAAAAUUUUGAAAGUAUGAUGUUGACAUGAUCAGUCCAAUCAAAGCUACAGUAGAUAUAAUGUGAUUUGAUGUCAUUUUAUCUGUGGCCAGUGACCUUGAGCCUUCUUGGAUGCGCACUUCUAAUGUAAAUCUAUGGCAGCACCCAAGGUGCUUGAAUUUUCGAGCUCUCCACGUACAUUUUGCGGUAACGUAGUGUCCCCAUGAGUGACAGAACACUGAGCUAAUCAGGGCGCAACUAGAGAACAUUACCAACCCCUACACUCCGUAUUUUCCGCUGGCUGCCCCACCACUACAGAAAGCACUGAGCUAGGCUGAAACACCUGCAUUUUGGAGCUGCCCUACUCAAGAAAGCAAAAAAAAAGACCAUGUUUGUAUGCGACUUUAUUAACUCUAUUAUUAUUAUUAUUAUUUUUUUACACUGUUUGCAAACUGAUAUGUGACACGUAUUAAUGCCAAAAUAACAGGCAAAAUUGUUAUACAUAUAUAUAUAUAGCUAAACAGGUGGGGCUGCACCUGCCCUGAAUGACGGGUCACCACUGCUCUGAUGUAUGGAUAGUGAGAUCAGACCAAACUAGCCAACUAAGGGUGCGUUCGUAAAUUCACUUUGGCUAUCUACUCCGAUUUCAGAGACCCCCCUUUUUCAGUGCGCCAGAGCGCAGAAUAACUGAUAAAUGUACGAACGUGCAACACCCGUUGAAUUUGACAGGCAUCAGUAAACGUCAGCAAAAAACUGAAUGAAAUUGUUGCUAGCAGCACAGGUAACAUGUAAACAGUCACCAGCACUCCGACACUCCAGAGUGAAUUUACGAACGCACCCUACCUAUCCCCCUGAUAAUGCUUGUGGUAAUCUUUAUCAACAUCCUUGUUUUACUCUUGGUCAGGUUUGCCAUGUUUUAUUUGUGUGAUGCAGUGAAUCCAAGUAUCCCAAACUUGGAAUUGUCUACUGUAACCUGCUUUGACACACAUUGUUGGAUUAUGUUUUGUGUUCAACAGAUUGCUGUGUGCCAUGAGUUGUACAACACUGUCAGGGACCACAAGGACAACCAGGGAAGGCUGCUUUGUGAGCUGUUCAUCAGGGUACCAAAGAGAAGGUAAGCUAGCAUGUAUAACAAGAGAUUGGUCAUGUUCAUUAGCGAUGACCAUAGCAAAACAUUUGCAGCAGAAAACCUAACUAGCAUUUCUCAUUGGACAAGUCCAUGUAGUCCCUCCCUGUUUCAACCCAUUUUCUAAUAUUUGGUGCCAAAUGACCAUAGACUAAAUGUAGAGGAAAAGGCCCCAGGUGACUUAUCACCGCCUCUUCCUCCCUCAGGAAACAGCCAGACUACUAUGAGGUGGUGUCCAAGCCCAUAGACAUGACCAAGAUCCAGCAGAAGCUCAAGUCAGAGGACUACCAAGAUGUGGAGCAGCUCACUGCUGAUUUCCAGCUCAUGUUCAACAACGCCAAGACCUACUAUAAGGUGUUGAUUGAAUACUCUAAGUCUAAGAUGAAAAUCGAUUGCAAACCUGAUUGUGCUGUACUUUGUGCUAUUACACUUUGUGAAAACACACAUUGUUAGUAUUUGACUAGUAGGAAACACAUCCUUUAGACACAGCAGGUUAGUAAUGCUUUUAUCUCAGGGUUUCCGUUAGGAUAAUGUGGUGCCGGACAACGUGACCGGGAAGAUUUACAUUUACUGGCCAUCUUGAGAAAUAUACCGGACCCCUAUGCAUUGGGUUCGUAACCCAUUAGGGCGUCCACCCACGGUGCUCAGAAUGACAGAAAUAACAUUUACAUUAUGGAAAUUCAUCUUAACAGAACAUGCAACUCCUGUAAUGAAGCAACCAAUGAAAUAUCAUUUUCAAACAUUUGCCAAAAUGCAAUUCGCGGGAAAACACCAUUCUUAACAGUGCACCUGAUGCCAGCAGUAUAUGACAGAGAUGAAAAUCUCCUUAGAAACUUAGAAAGAGGGUGAAUCUAAAGAUGAAACAACUAGGAUGGGUUGCUAAUAUGACUAGGAUCAUGCAUUUGGCUUCUGGACAACAAAAUAAAGUUGAUAUGAAAACAAAUAGAACAGGAGAGAAAUGGCAUAUGAGGAAGUCUUUCAUAGGCAGCGUGUGUCUUGAGUAUAAUUUAAAAUGUUGCGACAAGAAGAAGGGGUGGAGUGGCGAAGAUGGCCUAUAGGUGCGUCUCUCUCCAGAAUGCACUCAGCUGUCUCCCGCCAAUUAUUUUGCUGUUUCAUUGUGUGAAUUGUUAGCCCUUUGCUUAUUUUGAUAAAUUCCCCAUUACAUAUGUAACCAGUAGUAAAUGUACCGUUAAUGCCCAUCAUUUGGUUACAUUAAUUUCUGUUAAAUUCAUUGUUUUACUAAUUAGGCCUACAGUAAUUUACCAUUCUUGGAGUGGAAACAUUGUUUGCAGAGUUCACAACCUGCUACACAUGUGAGAAACAAGUUUUGGGUUAUUUCAUAAGCAUAAUUUACAAGUUUAGCCAAUUUUUUCAUUGUCUUUUGUUUGGAGUGCUCCAUGUGAGCAAUGAGCAUGGGUCUGGUUUCUCUGUCUUGUUAAUGUUGAGGGAGCGGGCGCGCCUGAGCACGCAUAGAAGUAGCCUACCUGGCCUGCUGCGUGCAAAUGUAGGAAAGUGCCCAUUUGGGGAUGUUUUCUGCUUGUCUUAACGCACCACAUCCACCACUAAUAAACUGAGCUUCUCAGUCAUUUUUUUUCUUCACCUCACACAGUAAGUCAAUGAAGUUAUUUUUUUUUUUUACAUCCAUUACAAAUGAUAGCCUAAUAGUUCCUCACAGUAGGCCUAUUUGAAAAAUAUUUCCAACAAUUUCCCCCUCGAUAAUCACCAAGCCUCAGUGUGAAAGGGCAAUAUAUCAUGAUCUGAUGAUCCCAUAUAUCCAGUGGAAAAGUCAUAAAAUACCUUUCCCUUUUGCAAAAACAGCUGUCUGAGGGCCGCAAAAACGGCUGUGUGAGAGCCGUAAUAGGCUAGUUGAUACAAUGUUGUAAGUUCGCUAGAGACAGCUUCAGGCUGGAUCCAGUUGAUUGAUUUGAUACAAUGUUGCACUUCACUAGCAAUAAUAGCUUGAGUCAAGACCGAUAGGAAAGGGAGGCAGACAGGCUGAGUAGAGUGAUGAAUGGGAUUGAAAGUACCUGAGUUUUCAUCAGUAUAUUUUCUUCUGUUUUUAUUUGUCUGCUUUAUGUAUCUUUACUUAGUUGACAAUAAGUUCUAGGCCACCGGCUGCAUUGGCCAUCUCUGACUUCCAUGCACUCAUUUAGGCUAUUUAGCCGCCAAUGAUCACGGUGUAUAAAUGUGUCCAUAUGGCAGAUGCUGGUGCUCUCGCAUUAGUUGAAUUUUUAUCAUUUGAAUUACGAUUUUUAUGAUUAACCACGUGACAAUGAUUUUGAGAAACAAAAACAUUAUUAUUGAAAUGAAACUGUUCCACGAAAAUGCGCAUAUGAAAAUCAUAACUGGCACACAGAUCAGUAGAAGUGGUAGGAUAAAUUGUAUGCUUCCCCAAACUUGAAACAAGUCUUGAUAAAAUAAGUGCCUCCACAUUUCUAUGGUCGGAUUUUCAAGCAAGGUAAGACAUGCCUCAUAAUAUGAAGUAAAACAUUUAGGUUUCAAACAAUUAAGUAUGUUUUCAAAAUGCAUACUGCCUCCAGCUAAAGUGGUGGGUGAUGUGCUGAUAGCCUGCCUACCAUUGUUUUUUCUCCUGGUCAGUUUUGCCGGCAACAAUUUGUAUUUAUCGUCUUUUUGUUUUUUUUACCGGCCAAAAGCCGGCAAUUACCGGCUAACGGAAACCCUGUUUUAUCUCUGACUUGUCAGGCUGAUGGUGAGGAGUACCAAGAGGCCUGCAGGCUGUGGGAACUCUAUGUCCACACCAGGAAUGAGUUUGUGCAGCCAGGGGAUGGUGAUGAAGAUGAUGACGAUGGUGAAGACAUGCUGGAUAAUCCUGCUCUCUCCACUGAAGACGAGGUAAAGAUAAAAGAUCAUCAGACAUAUCCAUUUACCUCUAUAUAUCAUGAGAUCUUCCAGUUCCUUCCUGCUGUGUAUGUCUAUCUAUCAUGGACAAACUACAUCAUGUCAAGUCAACCACAUAUGCCUUUUAUUCUCACCUUUUCUGUGUCUACAACAAGUUUACUCAUUGUUGACAAGCUCCGUAGACUUGCAACUCAGGUUCCAUAAGUACUGGAUGUGCGUGGGAUCAUAGCUUGUGGUUGUUCCUGUAUGUGCUGAUCUGCAGACCCCACUGAGUUGCCUGAAGGAGGUUUUGGAGCAGCUGUUAGAUGCUGUAGUGUCAUACACGGACCCCUCAGGAAGGGUCAUCAGUGAGCUCUUCCAGAAGCUGCCUUCCAAAGUGCACUACCCAGACUACUAUGCCGUUAUCAAGGAGCCCCUUGAUCUUAGAGCCAUCACUGAGAGAAUACAGGUAUCCUAUUCACCUGAGGCAUUGAGAUUUGUGUAGUAUUGAUUGACAUCGAAUUGAUUAAGCGUGUUAAUACAUAAACACAUGAAUAUAGACCUACUGGACAUAAUUUGUUAUUUUGUGUAGUCAUAAGAUAUCAUAUGAGUCUUGUGUAGCUCAGUUCGAGGAGCAUGGCACUUUUAGCGCCAGGGUUGUGGGUUCGAUUCCCACGGGGGACCAGUACGAAAAUGUAUACUCUGGAUAAGAGCGUCUGCUAAAUGACUCAAAUGUUAACUCUGCAACCUACGCAUGAUCUUUUGUGAAUAUUUGUCAGAUUGGAUACUACAAAAGUGUCACCGGCAUGGCUAAGGAUGUUGACCUUCUGGUGAAAAAUGCAAAAACAUACAAUGAACCAGGAUCUCAGGUUUUUAAGGUAUAUUUAUCCUCCUAUACGACAGAUGAUAUAUUGUUAUCUUAUGUUCUUGUGAGUAGUUGCGCGGAAAGCCUAGUUUCAGUAGAGCUAUGUUGUACUCAAGAUUUUACUGCAUGUCUACAACUUGUAGAUGUUAUAGAAAGCACACUAAUCUCAAUUCUUCCUUAUUUGAUGUCAAGGAUGCUAACAUCAUCAAGAAGGUCUUCAUCCAGAGAAAGACUGAGAUAGACCAUGCUGAGCCCACUAAGACCAGUGUCCGCAUCAGGAACCGGAGGUCAGCCCAGGGAGACCGUCUCUCUGCCAUCACCCUGGCUCUGCAGUAUGGCUCAGAGAAUGACGAGGAUGCCCUGCUCUCUGGUGAGUUUGCGUCAACACAACAAACGCACACACACACACUAACAAGAUUUGCAUUGUUUAGUCUUUGAGACCAAACCCUCUUCAUAGCUUUAUGUUGUUUCGGUAUGGUUAAGUAUGUGUGAUUUGUAAAUGUGUGCACUUCUCUGUGUAUCAUGUGUUCCAGGCUCUGUGCAUUAUGAGGAGGGUGAGUCUGAGGCGGAGUGCCUGAGCUCCAGUAUGGACAUGGGUAACCCAGUGUUCCAGCUGUACGAGGCUGUGAGGGGGGGCAGGAACAGCCAGGGACCGCUCCUCUCUGAACCCUUCCUCCAGCUGCCCUCCAGGAAAGAAUACCCUGACUACUACCAGCAGAUCAAACAGCCCAUCGCCCUGCAGCAGAUCAGGUAGGAAUAGGCUACUACAGUACAUCGUCCUAUAGGCACUGUACAUGGAGAGUUGGUGUCCGUGUAGCUAACGUCAGUGAAUGAUGAAAAAGAGAAUGUCCACUCAGUGUUGCUGCUCCCAAAUGCAAUUUUAUUUUAUUGUUUAUUUUUUUGCGAGGAGCAAAACUAUGGAUCUUGUUUUUGUCCAGCUCCUGUUGCUAUUUCCGAUGUACGUAAAAACCCAUCGAUUCAGUGAAUGAGGAACUUGUUUGUCCCUGUCUCAGGGAGAAGAUGAAGAACGGGGAGUACGAAAACGUUGAGCAGAUGGACUCUGACCUUACUCUGAUGUUUGAGAAUGCCAAGCGUUACAACGUGCCUACCUCAGGCAUCUCCAAACGGGCCCUCCGGCUGCAGCAGAUCCUGCUGGUCAGUAGGGGGACUUGGAUCUUGUUUGCCCUUUAUGCUGUUGAUGGUUUAGGAUGGGGCUCUCCAACACUUUUCCUGGGGACCUACCCUCUUGUAGAGUUUCACUCCAAUCCCAGUUGUAACUAACAUGACAUAGCUUAUCAACCAGCUAAUUAUUAGAAUCAGGUGCGCUAGAUUAGGGUUGGAGCAAAAACCUACAGGACGGUAGCACUCCAGGAACAAUGUUGGAGAGCCCUGGUAGGAUUUCUUUCUGGUGGUGGGUUGGAACUGCAACUGUAGGAAUACAAGACAUAAAAAUGCUAAUUCUGUUAGGGUUUCUGUAUAACAGAGCUGGCUGCUGAGGGGAGGACGGCUCAUAAUAAUGUCCGGAACGGCACAAAUGGAUUGGCAUCAAACACAUGGUAACCAUGUUUUUAAUACCAUUCCGCUCCAGCCAUUACAUCGAGCCCGUCCUCCCCAAUUAAGGUUCCACCAACCUCCUGUGCUGUAUACAAAAUAUAAAGACUGAAUGGUGAGUAGUACAGUAUUGUUCUUGUUAAAUGCAGUAUGUAAUGUAUGUUUUGCAGCUGAAGAAGAGGGAGCUGUUGAGGAGAGGUGACGAAGAGGAUCAGGACAGCAUUCUGUCCUCUGACACAGGAACUGGCAGUGCCACCAAGAGGAAAAUGUAGGACCACCUCUCUCUCGUUCUCUUUCCUUACCACAUCUACAUAGAUGCCAUUGUUGUCAUCUCACACCAAGUCAACCACCUAUCGCUUUCGUUCUCACUUUCUUUGUCGUUCUACAACAGCUGCCCUCAUGCUUAUAAGUCACAGGAGGUUGGUGGCACCUUCAUUGGGGAGGACGGGCUCAUAGUAAUAGCUGGAACAGAAUAAAUGGAAUGGUAUCGAAAUCAUCUAACACAUGGUUUCUAUGUGUUUGAUACCAUUCUAUUGACUCCAUUCCAGCCAUUAUUAUGAGCUGUCCUUCCCUCAGCAGCCUCCUGUGUUAUAAGUUUACCCUUUGUCAAGUUAAGUAGACCUGCAACACUUGCAACUCAAAUGGCCUACAGGCGGCCAUGUUUUUUAAAUCAAAUCUAUAAUGCAUUAAUUUGCUAUCCUGGCAUAACUUGUGUUAGCCAAUAUUGCAUUUAUACAUAUUUUCUCUCUCUAUAUAUAUAUAUAUAUAUAUAUAUAUAUAUAUAUAUAAAAGGCACUUUACUGACCCAGGCCUCUCUUGCCCUGCAGCCAUAAGAAGAAUGUGAAGAACCGUAUGAAGGCACUGUAUGCUGCAGUGACUGAAGCCAGAGAGGCAGGGACCAACCGGAGGCUCUGUGAUCUGUUCAUGGUCAAGCCCUCCAAGAAGAACUACCCAGACUACUACAAGGUAGAUAUGAGGUCAACACAAGGCUUUCACAAUCCACUAAUUGGUGGUUGCUAGGGCCAAUUAAUCAACGUUUUUCUUUAAACAUACAAAUCUUACUUUCCCUGCCAGAAUGUAGUCCGGUGUACUAGACAUAUCCUAUUGCAGUGGAGAAAAGCCACACAUUUUAUAUCCAAGCAGAAUCUUGUUUAUUUUAAACACAUAUCUCGGUCCAGCAAUGGAAAAUAUCUUAGAAUUGUUAUUUUUAUUCCCUAAUGUUCAAAUCAAAUCAAAUCAAAUUGUAUUGGUCACAUGCGCCGAAUACAACAGGUGCAGACAUCACAGUGAAAUGCUUACUUACAGCCCUUAACCAACAGUGCAUUUAUUUAAAAAAAUAAAACAACAACAAAAAAACUGUUGAGAAAAAAAAGAGCAGAAGUAAAAUAAAAUAACAGUAGGGAGGCUAUAUAUAUAGGGGGGUACCAUUGCAGAGUCAAUGUGCGGGGGCACCGGCUAGUUGAGGUAAUAUGUACAUGUGGGUAGAGUUAAAGUGACCAUGCAUAAAUAAUUAACAGAGUAGCAGCAGCGUAAAAAGGAUGGGGUGGGGGGGCAGUGCAAAUAGUCCGGGUAGCCAUGAUUAGCUGUUCAGGAGUCUUAUGGCUUGGGGGUAGAAGCUGUUGAGAAGUCUUUUGGACCUAGACUUGGCACUCCGGUACCGCUUGCCGUGCGGUAGCAGAGAGAACAGUCUAUGACUAGGGUGGCUGGAGUCUUUGACAAUUUGAGGGCCUUCCUCUGACACCGCCUGGUAUAGAGGUCCUGGAUGGCAGGAAGCUUGGCCCCAGUGAUGUACUGGGCCGUACGCACUACCCUCUGUAGUGCCUUGCGGUCGGAGGCCAAGCAGUUGCCAUACCAGGCGGUGAUGCAACCAGUCAGGAUGCUCUCGAUGGUGCAGCUGUAUAAUUUUUUGAGGAUCUGAGGACCCAUGCCAAAUCUUUUCAGUCUCCUGAGGGGGAAUAGGCUUUGUCGUGCCCUCUUCACGACUGUCUUGGUGUGUUUGGACCAUGAUAGUUCGUUGGUGAUGUGGACACCAAGGAACUUGAAGCUCUCAACCUGUUCCACUACAGCCCUGUCGAUGAGAAUGGGGGCGUGCUCAGUCCUCUUUUUUUUCCUGUAGUCCACAAUCAUCUCCUUUGUCUUGGUCACGUUGAGGGAGAGGUUGUUGUCCUGGCACCACACGGCCAGGUCUCUGACCUCCUCCCUAUAGGCUGUCUCAUCGUUGUCGGUGAUCAGGCCUACCACUGUUGUGUCGUCGGCAAACUUAAUGAUGGUGUUGGAGUCGUGCCUGGCCAUGCAGUCAUGGGUGAACAGUGAGUACAGGAGGGGACUGAGCACGCACCCCUGAGGGGCCCCCGUGUUGAGGAUCAGUGUGGCAGAUGUGUUGUUACCUACCCUUACCACCUGGGGGCGGCCCGUCAGGAAGUCCAGGAUCCAGUUGCAGAGGGAGGUGUUUAGUCCCAGGAUCCUUAGCUUAGUGAUGAGCUUAGAGGGCACUAUGGUGUUGAAUGCUGAGCUGUAGUCAAUGGAUAGCAUUCUCACGUAGGUGUUCCUCUUGUCCAGGUGGGAAAGGGCAGUGUGGAGUGCAAUAGAGAUUGCAUCAUCUGUGGAUCUGUUGGGGCGGUAUGCAAAUUAGAGUGGGUCUAGGGUUUCUGGGAUAAUGCUGUUGAUGUGAGCCAUGACCAGCCUUUCAAAGCACUUCAUGGCUACAGACGUCAGUGCUACGGAUCGGUAGUCAUUUAGGCAGGUUAUCUUAGAGUCCUUGGGCACGGGGACUAUGGUGGUCUGCUUGAAACAUGUUGGUAUUACAGACUCAGUCAGGGACAUGUUGAAAAUGUCAGUGAAGACACUUGCCAGUUGGUCAGCACAUGCUCGGAGUACACGUCCUGGUAAUCCGUCUGGCCCUGCGGCCUUGUGAAUGUUGACCUGCUUAAAAGUCUUACUCACAUCGGCUACGGAGAGCGUGAUCACGUAGUCAUCCGGAACAGCUGGUGCUCUCAUGCAUGCUUCAGUGUUGCUUGCCUCGAAGCGAGCAUAGAAGUGGUUUAGCUCGUCUGGUAGGCUUGUGUCACUGGGCAGCUCACGGCUGUGCUUCCCUUUGUAGUCUGUAAUAGUUUUCAAGCCCUGCCACAUCCGACGAGCGUCAGAGCCAGUGUAGUACGAUUCAAUCUUAGUCCUGCAUUGACUCUUUGCCUGUUUGAUGGUUCGUCGGAGGGCAUAGCGGGAUUUCUUAUAAUGUUGGAAUCGAUAUGGAUGCCGUGGAUUGACUCAUCUAUUAACCUAACUCCUCCCUACUACCAGGUGAUCCUGGAGCCCAUGGACCUUAAGACCAUCGAGCACAACGUCCGCUCAAAGCGCUACGCCACCGAAGAGGCCCUGAUGGACGACAUGAGGCUGAUGUUCCGCAAUGCACGUCACUACAACGAGGAGGGAUCUCAGGUGGGACCACAGCCAAUCACUCACAGGGCCAUGUCGCUGUGAACAGUGUGAAGCGAACCCGUGCAGAUACUGUGUGAGAGCGAUGUGUUGGAUCUCGCUCAUCUCAAUAUCCUAUAUCCAUUGAUGAUAGGCCCUGCUGCUUUACUGAAAUUGCGAGAUAUUGCAUUGCAAGAUACAGCUUUUGAUUGCCGAGUGGUGCAGCAGUCUAAGGCACUGCAUCUCAGUGCUUGAGGCGUCACUACAGACUCCCUGGUUCGAUUCCAGGCUGUAUCACAACCGGCCGUGAUUGGGAGUCCCAUAGGGCGGCGCACAAUUGGCCCAGCGUCGUCCGGGUUUGGCCGGUGUAGGCUGUCAUUGUAAAUAAAAAUGUGUUCUUAACUGACUUGCCCAGUUAAAUAAAAAAUAAAAAUAAAGAUAGGCCUAGUGGUUUUGACUGUCUGCCUGGUGGCCGACCUGCCUAUACAGUGCCCCUUCCCUCUCUCUCUGUCCCUCGCUAGCUUGCUAUGAGAGUGUUUGUGUUAUGGCAACUAAUCAGUCUCCUCCGUUCCAAAAAUACUGAAUCUUAGGAGUCGAUUCCUAGCGGAAUCUAAUCUUGACACUUAGAAAUGGGAGUCGAUGUGCAAGGAGUCGAGGAAUCAAUAUUUUGGAGUCGACUCUCCAUCACUGUCAUCGUCGUUAACAGUUGGGAAAAUGGCAGAGAAAGGCAAGCGACAGCAGCAAAGUCCUGUAUGGCAAUACUUUGAGAAGUUAAAUGAGAAGAAAAUGCAAACUUUGCAAGGUGGAAUUGAGGUACAGUAAUGCUUAAACAUCUGAAAUGGAUGCACCGUGAGACCCAAACCAUUGCUUGCAGCAGCGCAGCUGCAUUGUGAAUUCAUGUGUCAUUUUAUGUUGUUUUCUUAUUGUUAUAACAGAAAACCGAUUGAAGAAAUAAAACAUAAAUGUCAGUUUAAACGUUAAGAUAAUUUUUCCCAUUUGCUACAUCCCUAGUAGGCAAAAAACAAAGUACAACUGGGUGGGACUGACUACCUGAACUUGUCCAAUAAGAAACUGAAUGUUGUCUAUUGUAUUCCCUAAUGACCACGACCCUGAGCUAAAUUUACAACAAAGGGGAGGGUUGAGUGACAUGUUCUGAUGUUGUUUUGCUGUGAAGGUUUAUAACGAUGCUAACAUCCUGGAGAAGAUAGUGAAGGACAAAAGGAAGGAGCUAGGAGCUUCUCCCGAGGAGGACACUGACAACAUGGGAUCUCCGAAGCUCAAACUAAGUAUGUUUGAGUCUUCUUUAUGGGCAUUUAACAGCACUUGUGAAAAAUACGAAGAAAAGAUAGGCUAUAUAUAUCUUGCUGUUUUGAUUACAUUUACAUGGAAUUUUCUCUGUAGGGAAGAGUGGCGGGUCUCCUAAGAAGUCCAAUAAGUACCUGACCCCCCUGCAGCAGUGCCUCAACGAGCUGUAUGACGCUGUGAGGAACUACACAGACGCCAGGGGGCGACGUAUCUCCACCAUCUUCCUGCGCCUGCCCUCCCGCGCCGAGCUGCCUGACUACUACGCCACCAUCAAGAGGCCCAUCGACAUGGAGCGCCUGCGCAGGUAAGCUGGAGGCUAACCUGUGUGUGUGUGUGUGGUGGUGAUGUGCGGGCUGACCCAUAACCCACAGUCCCCGCGGUUAUAUCCGCGGGGCGGGCGGGUUUAGGGUCAUGAAAUAAUAUUGUGUGGAUGAAGGGUGGGUUGAUUAAAGAGAAAACAAUAACUUAAAACAUCCAUGAAUGUAUCACUCUUGUGCAAUUUAUAUUUAUAGGCUACAUUGAGGUUUUUCUUAAAUUAUUUGAGGUUAUCUGGCAUUAGGCUAACUGUAAUAAUUGCCAAAUGCUUUCGGGAACGUCAAUCCACGGAGGCAAAAAGGACAAUGUCGGAGUUGAAUUCAAUAAAAGGAAAGCUGCGAAAUGGAGAGUUGAAAAUAAAGAGAAGGGAGGGCCAGAAAAGUAAUGUUUGGGAAAUAUUUGGUGAAGUGGUAAAAGAGGAUGAUAGCAGUGCCAGCUAUGUUAUGUGUGAUGAUUGUGAGGCGCUAUACAAAUUUGACAGUCACAAGAGGGGACUUCAAAUAGGCCUAUGGUACGUCAAGGGAACUGUAGUCUACUGUUCAGAUGGGUUAAAUGGAAACUGAAAUAUGGACAUUGACUGUAGGUCUAUAACCUCUCACAUAGCCUUAAUAUUAUCUCCUGAAGAAUUGAGCAUUUCUUGCAGUAAAAUUAGGCUAUACACCAAAUGUAGGCAAAAUUUUGACUUGGGAACAGGAGUUGAGAGAAAUAUGAUAUAAUGACAGAAGAGAAGCUGCAUGUAUCUAAUUAUAGACAAGUUGACUAACAAAUAGCCUACCAAAAUGUUGGAAAUUAUAAGCAGAAACAUAUCUAAAUCAGGCAAGAAAUUCCUGCACCUCCUGUCAAAUCUUUCCGCCGUCUCUGACUGUAGCCUACAGUGUAUUUUCUAUAUUAGCGGGUUAGGCUCGGGUAUGUGCCUCAGAUUUUCACUUUAUUACAUAUAGUGGGGCGGUUGAGGGUGGGUUAUUAGCAAUUGCGGGUCGGUCUGGGGGGUUAGAGAGGUGGGCCAGGAGCUGUAAGUUUGCCCUUUUUGAAUCUCAGCUCCUACGGGGAAAAGCUUCUGUUGAGUGAGCCGGCAACUGGAGGGUUGCUGAUAUCAGUAUCCUAGAUACUAUAUCCUGGUGUUGUGCCUUUGAACAGGGCACUUAUCCCCUAAACUGCUCCAGUGGCACUUGGGGUUGGGAUCCGAUAAAACAACAAAAUACAUCUGUUUCUCCCUGUUUCAAUAGAAAAUGAAAUGAUCUUAUCUUCUUGUUCUCCAGCCACAUGGUGGGCGGCCGUUACCAGGACGUGGAUGCUCUGGUGGAAGACUUUGCAGUGAUGUUCAACAACGCCUGUACCUACAACGAGCCAGAGUCCCUGAUCUACCGCGACGCUCUGCUCCUCCACCGCGUGCUCCUGGAUACCCGGCGGCGGCAGGAGGGAGGGGAGGAGGGCGGCUCGCCCCCUGCUGUAGGGCCCCUGGUCAUGGAACUGAUCAGGAACCUGUUUGUGUCUGUGCUGGGGCACCAGGACGAGGAGGGGAGGUGUUACAGCGACUCACUGGCUGAGAUCCCUGCCCAGGUAAGAGAGAGGUGAUCGCCCAUACCCUACCUGGGGCUGCCGUAUUCAUAGUGUCUCAGAGUAGGAGUGCUGAUCUAGGAGCAGGUUCCCCACUGUCCAUGUAAUCUUAAUCAUUGGGAUCUAAAAGGAAAAAAUGAUCAUAAUUCAGCGCUCAUAUGGCCCUUGGUUAGGCUCUUAAAAAUAACCGAUUUUUAAGAUAUCAGCAAAGUCAUUCAGAGUUUUUCUGAACGACCAAUAAACUAUGUUAACUGACUUCAACAGGACCCAAACAGCCCGGAGAAGCCUCCGCUCAACUUCGACGUGAUCAGGGCCAACGUGGACCGAGGGCGCUACCGCAGGCUGGACGUGUUCCAGGAGCACAUGUUCGAAGUGCUGGAGAAAGCCAGGCGCCUGCACAGGUACGUAGUCUACACAUCAUUAGAAAGGCCUUUAUUUGAAUUGCUCUCCAACCUUUGAGUCCCCCCCAUGAACCCUCACCUUUGACCCUGCAUGCCUUGCCCUGUCCCUUCACAGGACAGACUCUGAGAUCUUUGAGGAUGCGGUGGAGCUGCAUCAGUUCUUUAUAAAGAUCCGAGAUGAGUUGUGUAAGAACGGAGAGAUCCUCCUCUCCCCAGCGCUCAGCUACAACUCCAAACACCUGCAGAGUGACGUGGAGCAGGAGAAGAGAGAGAAACUACCGAAGGAGAUGGAGGAGGACAAACUGAAGAGUGAGGAGGAGAACAAAGGUGUGUGUGAUGGAGUUGUGGCCGGGUAUGCGUGUGUAGAAUAAGUGUUUUUUUCUGAACUGGUGUGUGAUUGUCAGUGCAGGUGAUUGAUGUGACAUUGACUCUGAGUCUGAAUCGUGUAUAUAAUGUGAGGUUGAUGGAUGUAUUAUAAUAUUCAAAUCUACUUCCAGAGGAGGGAGCGAAGGCUGAGGACCCAGCUGGGGGAGGUGCAUGGCCAGCGGGGCCAGAGAGGACGUACCGUCAGGACUGCAGCUUUGAGAACAGCACCUACCACGUGGGUGACUGUGUCUACGUGCAGCCAGCCGAGGCCAACCUCAAGCCUCACAUCGUCUGCAUCGAGCGCCUGUGGGAGGACGAAGCAGGUAACCAACUCAACAUGCAGGUUUAGACAUGCACACUUUGAGACACACACACACUCCUACUGCUUUCUGCCUCUCCCUCCUGUUAGUAAUGCGUGUGUGUGUAGGUGAGAAGUGGCUGUAUGGCUGUUGGUUCUACAGGCCUAGUGAGACCUUCCAUCUGGCCACACGCAAGUUCCUCAAGCAAGAGGUCUUCAAGAGUGACUACUUCAACAAAGUACCAGUCAGCAAGAUACUGGGCAAAUGCAUGGUCAUGUUUGUCAAGGUAAGGCCAUCUAUAUAUCUGAACGGUUUUGAUAAUACACACACCUGGACCAUAGAUGUAUGCAAUUCUAUGCUCAUAUAUUGGAUUAGAUUACGUCAUUAUUUUAGCUUAUUAUUGUAGCAACACGCAUGCCCUGCCCACCUGAGGAUAUGUCUUUUUCAGCCAUCUACUUCCUGUGUUUGAGGGGUGCUUUUAUUUAACUCCUGUGACUCAUUCAUGCGUUACGACUGCAGAAAUGUUUGUAAUGACCUGUCAAAAACACCCCAGUAAUUGCUGAAAUGGGCUCAAUGGAAUACAUUCUUUCCGCAUCUAUAAGAACGCUAAAGCUUCGUCAGGGAUUUAACGUAGGCCUAUCGUCUCAAGACUUACAUCACAAGAAAGAGAAGAAAUAACUUUCUUUUAAUUUUUUUGUGGAAUUGAAAAAAGUCAUCAUUUAAAACAAAUUUAGAUGCUUCCAAAAAUAAACAUUCAGAUUAUACUGAUAUCAUGUCUGAUCUCGCAAACAAUGUUAAGUAUGAAGAUGGGUGUAAUCUAGAGCCAAGCGUGUACAUUUUUUAUCCGAGGGUAUCCUGCUAUUGAAUGCUAUUUGUAUCCUGCUGUUGAAGUAUGCAACAGAACGUGAUAACAGUAAUGUAUCAGGCAGUCUAGACAGCGCAGGUAGGCAGCUAGACAGAGCACGUUUUUGGUGGUUGCAACCCUGUUCCACCCCUUUAUGUUAAUGUUAAUGCCUUCGCUCCCUCAUGUUAAUGUCUUAAUGUAUGCAAAUGAACCCAGUGUAUUUAUACAAAUGACGUACGUGUAUAUAUUAUUUUUAACACAUAUACAGUGGGGGAAAAAAGUAUUUAGUCAGCCACCAAUUGUGCAAGUUCUCCCACUUAAAAAGAUGAGAGAGGCCUGUAAUUUUCAUCAUAGGUACACGUCAACUAUGACAGACAAAAUGAGAUCCAGAAAAUCACAUUGUAGGAUUUUUUAUGAAUUUAUUUGCAAAUUAUAGUGGAAAAUAAGUAUUUGGUCACCUACAAACAAGCAAGAUUUCUGGCUCUCACAGACCUGUAACUACUUCUUUAAGAGGCUCCUCUGUCCUCCACUCGUAACCUGUAUUAAUGGCACCUGUUUGAACUUGUUAUCAGUAUAAAAGACACCUGUCCACAACCUCAAACAGUCACACUCCAAACUCCACUAUGGCCAAGACCAAAGAGCUGUCAAAGGACACCAGAAACAAAAUUGUAGACCUGCACCAGGCUGGGAAGACUGAAUCUGCAAAAGGUAAGCAGCUUGGUUUGAAGAAAUCAACUGUGGGAGCAAUUAUUAGGAAAUGGAAGACAUACAAGACCACUGAUAAUCUCCCUCGAUCUGGGGCUCCACGCAAGAUCUCACCCUGUGGGGUCAAAAUGAUCACAAGAACGGUGAGCAAAAAUCCCAGAACCACACGGGGGGACCUAGUGAAUGACCUGCAGAGAGCUGGGACCAAAGUAACAAAGCCUACCAUCAGUAACACACUACACCGCCAGGGACUCAAAUCCUGCAGUGCCAGACGUGUCCCCCUGCUUAAGCCAGUACAUGUCCAGGCCCGUCUGAAGUUUGCUAGAGUGCAUUUGGAUGAUCCAGAAGAGGAUUGGGAGAAUGUCAUAUGGUCAGAUGAAACCAAAAUAUAACUUUUUGGUAAAAACUCAACUCGUCGUGUUUGGAGGACAAAUAAUGCUGAGUUGCAUCCAAAGAACACCAUACCUACUGUGUAAUGGAAAGAAUGAAUGGGGCCAUGUAUCGUGAGAUUUUGAGUGAAAACCUCCUUCCAUCAGCAAGGGCAUUGAAAAUGAAACGUGGCUGGGUCUUUCAGCAUGACAAUGAUCCCAAACACACCGCCCGGGCAACGAAGGAGUGGCUUCGUAAGAAGCAUUUCAAGGUCCUGGAGUGGCCUAGCCAGUCUCCAGAUCUCAACCCCAUAAAAAAUCUUUGGAGGGAGUUGAAUGUCCGUGUUGCCCAGCGACAGCCCCAAAACAUCACUGCUCUAGAGGAGAUCUGCAUGGAGGAAUGGGCCAAAAUACCAGCAACAGUGUGUGAAAACCUUGUGAAGACUUACAGAAAACAUUUGACCUGUGUCAUUGCCAACAAAGGGUAUAUAACAAAGUAUUGAGAAACUUUUGUUAUUGACCAAAUACUUAUUUUCCACCAUAAUUUGCAAAUAAAUUCAUAAAAAAUCCUACAAUGUGAUUUUCUGGAUCUUUCUUUAUCAUUUUGUCUGUCAUAGUUGAUGUGUACCUAUGAUGAAAAUUACAGGCCUCUCUCAUCUUUUUAAGUGGGAGAACUUGCACAAUUGGUGGCUGACUAAUAACUUUUUUCCCCCACUGUGUGUGUGUGUGUGUGUAUGUGUAUAUAUAUAUAUAUAUAUAUAUAUAUAUAUAUAUAUAUAUAUACAUACAUACAUACAUACUGAAUGAAAAUAUAAAUGCAUAUUUAAUUGAUUUUACUGAGUUACAGUUCAUAUGAGGAAAUCAGUCAAUUGAAAUAAAUACAUUAGGCCCUAAUCUAUGGAUUUACAUGACUGGGAAUACAGAUAUGCAUCUAUUGGUCACAGAUACACUAUAUAUACAAAAGUAUGUGGACAUCCCUUCAGAUCAGUGGAUUUGGCUAUUUCAGCCACAUCCGUUGCUGACAAGUGUAUCAAAUUGAGCACACAGCCAUGCAAUCUUCAUAGACAAACAUUGGCAGUAGAAUGGCCUUAUUGAAGAGCUCAAUGACUUUCAAUGUGGCACCGUCAUUGGAUGCCACCAUGUCAGUUUGUAAAAUUUCUGCCCUGCUAGAGCUGCCCCGGAAAACGUAUUGUGAAGUGGAAACGUCCCCAUUAUUUGUCAGUGCCAGUGAAUGUGCUAUCAUUCAGUCAAUAUCUGAUGGAUUUUUUUUGGAGUGUCUUCAUCCAUUGUCCAACUUUUGCAUUUAGAAACCUUUUAACAAUUUUGAUGACUGUUCAGGUCUCGACAUUAACGCUUGUCCAGGACAAUACAUUUUUUUAGUCGGACAACAAGAACAUAGAUUUAAGUUGUCCGAAUGUCAAAGUGUAGGGGAUAUGUAUAUUAACUACAGGCUCAUGUCCAAACCGAUGCUGACAUGAGGGAAUUGCCAGAAAAUCUAGCCAAACUUUUUAAUGAGACUAUUAAUUACACAAAUCAAUGGCGGCUGCUGAGGGAAGGACAGCUCAUAAUAAUGGCUGGAACGGAGCGAAUGGAAUGUUAUCAACCACAUAGAAACCAUGUGUUAGAUGUAUUUGAUACUAUUCCACUCCAGCCAUUUACACGAGCCCAUCCUCCCCAAUUAAGGUGCCACCAACCUCCUGUGACACGAAUAUAGGCUAUACUCGAGGCACUGCUUGUUUAGAUCAAAUGGUCACAAGACCAGAGAGUGAAGGACAGUGCCUGUUGUGCACCACACAUCAGCCACCUUGAAUCUGAGCGGAGCACAAUCCUAGUCAUAUUAGUAAUUCAUACUAGUUGAUGCAUCUUUAGGUCGCCCCUUUUUCUUAAUUUCUAACAAAUAUUUUAUUCUCUGUCACAUGAAACCGCUCGCACUUGUGGUGCGCUUUUUGAGACCGGCAUUUUUCCUGCUAAUUGCAUUUUGGAGCAUUCACACGUAGCCUACAGCCAUGUGCGCAUUGCUGAGCUUAUAAUAUGAAGAAAUAAAACUGUAUCAACAUUUUAAGCUAAACAGUCUGAUCUGUUGCAUCAUCCUCAUUGCUUUUAAAUUAUUUUUAUGUGCAGUGGUUGUAUGAAUUUUGGAUCUCUUUCUAGGACUGUCCCAGAUUCUUGUUUUGAACGAUUGUCUUGAUUAGCGAUUCUGCACAUCGCCUUGCUCAAACCGAUCCCCUCCAACACACUGACCAACUGUGUGCUCCCUCUCUACAGGAUUACUUCAAGCUUCAGCCUGAGGGAGUCAGACCAGAGGACGUGUACGUCUGUGAGUCCCGUUACUCUGCCAGGAACAAGGCCUUCAAGAAAAUCAAGAUGUGGGCCGUGCCAGCUGGCGUGAGGUUUGUCCUUCGGGAUGUGCCGUUGCCCGUCGUCCGGGUGGCCUCCAUGUAUGCCAAACGUGAUCAGGAGAAACUGCUGGCCGUGGCCGAUAACGGCAGCCGCAGCAUUGUCGACAAGGUGAGAAGUCUGAGCACAGGAGGAUAUUAGCUCAGUUGGUAUAGCAUGGUGCUAUAGUGGGUUUGAUUCCCGGGACCACCCGUAAGUACAAAUGUUGUACGCAUGACUAAGUUGCUUUGGAGAAAAGCGUCUGCUAAUUGGCAUAUAUUAUUUUUAGGGCUGUCAAACGAUUAAAACAAUUAAUCGCGAUUAAUCGCAUGAUUUUCUGUAGUUUCUCGCGGUUUUAGAAUUUGUUAAAAUGUUGGCCCGAGAGAGAGAGAGAGAGAGAGAUAUAUAUAUAUAUAUAUAUAUAUAUAUAUAUAUAUAUAUAUAUAUAUAUAUAUAUAUAUACACAUACAUACAUACAUACAUACAUACAUACAUACAUACAGUGAGGGAAAAAAGUAUUUGAUCCCCUGCUGAUUUCGUACGUUUCCCACUGACAAAGAAAUGAUCAGUCUAUCAUUUUAAUGGUAGAUUUAUUUGAACAGUGAGAGACAGAAUAACAACAAAAAAAUCCAGAAAAACAGCUCAAAUCAAUAUAAAUUGAUUUGCAUUUUAAUGAGGGAAAUAAGUAUUUGACCCCUCUGCAAAACAUGACUUAGUACUUGGUGACAAAACCCUUGUUGGCAAUCACAGAGGUCAGACGUUUCUUGUAGUUGGCCAACAGGUUUGCACACAUCUCAGGAGGGAUUUUGUCCCACUCCUCUUUGCAGAUCUUCUCCAAGUCAUUAAGGUUUCGAGGCUGACGUUUGGCAACUCGAACCUUCAGCUCCCUCCACAGAUUUUCUAUGGGAUUAAGGUCUGGAGACUGGCUAGGCCACUCCAGGACCUUAAUGUGCUUCUUCUUGAGCCACUCCUUUGUUGCCUUGGCCGUGUGUUUUGGGUCAUUGUCAUGCUGGAAUACCCAUCCACGACCCAUUUUGAAUGCCCUGGCUGAGGGAAGGAGGUUCUCACCCAAGAUUUGACGGUACAUGGCCCCAUCCAUCGUCCCUUUGAUGCAGUGAAGUUGUCCUGUCCCCUUAGCAGAAAAACAACCCCAAAGAAUAAUGUUUCCACCUCCAUGUUUGACAGUGGGGAUGGUUUUCUUGGUCAUAGGCAGCAUUCCUCCUCCUCCAAACACGGCGAGUUGAGUUGAUGCCAAAGAGCUCCAUUUUGGUCUCAUCUGACCACAACACUUUUACCCAGUUCUCCUCUGAAUCAUUCAGAUGUUCAUUGGCAAACUUCAGACGGGCAUGUAUAUGUGCUUUCUUGAGCAGGGGGACCUUGCGGGCGCUGCAGGAUUUCAGUCCUUCACGGCGUAGUGUGUUACCAAUUGUUUUCUUGGUGACUAUGGUCCCAGCUGCCUUGAGAACAUUGACAAGAUCCUCCCGUGUAGUUCUGGGCUGAUUCCUCACCAUUCUCAGGAUCAUUGCAACUCCACGAGGUGAGAUCUUGCAUGGAGCCCCAGGCCGAGGGAGAUUGACAGUUCUUUUGUGUUUCUUCCAUUUGCGAAUAAUCGCACCAACUGUUGUCACCUUCUCACCAAGCUGCUUGGCGAUGGUCUUGUAGCCCAUUCCAGCCUUGUGUAGGUCUACAAUCUUGUCCCUGACAUCCUUGGAGAGCUCUUUGGUCUUGGCCAUGGUGGAGAGUUUGGAAUCUGAUUGAUUGAUUGCUUCUGUGGACAGGUGUCUUUUAUACAGGUAACAAGCUGAGAUUAGGAGCACUCCCUUUAAGAGUGUGCUCCUAAUCUUAGCUCGUUACCUGUAUAAAAGACACCUGGGAGCCAGAAAUCUCUCUGAUUGAGAGGGGGUCAAAUACUUAUUUCCCUCAUUAAAAUGCAAAUCAAUUUAUAACAUUUUUGACAUGUGUUUUUCUGGAUUUGUUUGUUAUUCUGUCUCUCACUGUUCAAAUAAACCUACCAUUAAAAUUAUAGACUGAUCAUCUCUUUGUCAGUGGCAAACGUACAAAAUCAGCAGGGGAUCAAAUACUUUUUCCCCCUCAUUGUAUUUGUGUAUAUAUUUAUAUAUAUAUAGCAGUGCAUUAAGUUACAGGCAUACUAUGCUUUGAUUGUAAGGGAAGAAACACAAAAUAAUCUGUAUCAGACUUGCGUAUAAAAAAAAUUGUAUGCACUCACUAACUGUAAGUCGCUCUGGAUAAGAGCGUCUGCUAAAUGACUAAAAUGUAAAAUGUAAUGACAGAUCUAUAAGUCCCAUUUCUAUGUGAAUUUGGUCUGGACGCACAAAAAGUUACAUAUUGCAGUUUUAACUUUGACAGCCUUAAUUAUUUUAUUUUAUUUUAGAGAGUGAAAUGCAUUUGUCAUGCUUAUUGGACAUUCACAAAUAAGAUCUUAUUAAGGUUGAAUAUUUUCCCGGUAUUUUACAUAUGUUCCAUCCCAAGAUUAAAUCGCUUUCUCCCAGGUAACCCGGUAUUUCCUGCCAAAACCGGAAGUGUCAUUCAAAAGCAUUAUAAAGCAUAUAAAUAUGUCUGGAUUUGAUUAGAGCUUUGAUCAGCAUGAAAAUUCUAACCUGAUGCUACCUGAGCCUGAUGAGUCAUAUAUUAAAUGCAUUUUAUGAGCCCUACAUGAACGGCAUUUCAUGAGCCCAAGCCCAAAAAAGCCAAAAUGUUUGUGCCAUUAUCCAGUACAUAUACUACUACACAUUAUGCACGACAGAAAAACAUAAAAGCCCAUAGAUGUAGCUAGCUAUAUGUCCUCUUGGGUAAAUAAAUGAAACUAGCUCCAUUAGGCUAAUCAUUUUACUGUGAACUGUAUUACGAUACUGUAUUAUAUGGACUGGAAUUACGCACAUCGUUCAAACCAUGAUAAAGCAGGGAGAGAAUAUGCGAUUCUGGUGCAGCCCAUGCGGCACUUACAGUUGACCUUGGCAGCCCUAGCAGGUCAGAAAUUUGACGAACUGACUUGUUGGAAAGGUGGCAUCCUAUGACGGUGCCACAUUGAAGGUCACUGAGCUCUUCAGUAAGGUCAUUCUACUGCCAAUGUUUGUCUAUGGAGAUUGCAUUGCUGUGUGCUUUUAUACACCUGUCCGCAACGGUUGUGGCUGAAAUAGCUGAAUCCACUAAUUUGAAGGGCUGUCCACAUACACUAUAUAUAGAUACACUAUUUGAGAGAGAAAGACUGCGAGAGAGUGCUCGCAUGUGCAACGAUAUUCAGUAGCUGCAAUAAAAAAAACAAGGUCUCGGUAACCGGGUUCGCACCAUUCAACCCUACUUCUUAUCUGUAAUUUCAUCGUAAACAACACUGAAACAUUGGAAUGUAUUAACAUACCCGUUCCAUAUUUCUGAGCCGAACUGAACAGAGCCAAGCUGCACUGGUUACGCAUCCGCCAUAGUUGCUGGAGCUGUGCUGGAAAGGACAAUGUGAAAGGAAAAUAUCUGAGCCAGUACAGUUUGGGUUGACACAAUAGUUUAAAAGGUGUACCAGUGUUACUGAGUGUGUGCUUUCAUACUAUGUGACUGUGUGUAGGAGCAUGAGGAUGUCCCGGUAGAGAUGAGUGGAGGGGAGGCAGGCUGUCAGUACUACGACCAGCUCCACCACAACAACAUGUGGCUGAAGGUGGGAGACUGUGUCUACGUCCAGUCACAUGGGCUCACUAAACCCCGUGUCGGCAGGUACGUCAAUCACACCUUCUAGUAUUUGGUUUCUCUACAGAACUCUUUAAUGUAUAGAUGGUGUCAGGGGCUCUUUCCUCGAAUCCUCUCGCCACUGUAUCAAAAUGCAUUGGAGAACAAGGUCUGAGGGGAGGGACCCGAUGAGAUAAGAUAAGAUGUGAGAAAUCACAGAAAUAUGAAUUGAGAUAAAGCCUUUGUGUUUUGAAUAUGGAGAUGUGGUGUAUGUCUGUGAAUGUGGCCAUUAGGAAGACAACAGGCCUGUUUUAAUGGAUUGCGCUGUAACAGGAUAGAGAAGCUGUGGGUGCGUGACGGAGCAGCAUUUUUCUUCGGACCCAUCUUCAUCCACCCAGAGGAGACAGGACACGAGCCCACUAGGAUGUUCUACAAGAGAGAGGUGUUCCUAAGCAACGUGGAGGAGACCUGCCCCAUGACCUGCGUCCUAGGUACCCUGCAUUCCACAUGCUCUCUACACUCAAUAUGCAUUCAUUAUGGUUGUUUUCAUUAUCAAACCUUUCCUAGACUAGUCUCUGCAAACCGUUUCAGACAUCAAGUACCCCCAGGAAAACUAGGUUCAGUAGCAGUAUAAUUGGCCCUGUAAUUAACCAUCACUCUCUCCAUCCCUCCGUCCUGCAGGUAAAUGUGUAGUGUCGUCCUUUAAGGACUACCUGUCGUGUCGGCCCACUGAGGUGUCUGAGGAGGACGUGUUGCUAUGUGAGAGCCGCUACAUCGAGAGCGAAAAGCAGAUGAAGAAGUUUAAGGGUCUGAAGCGCUUCUCCCUCCACGCUAAGGUGGUGGAUGACGAGGUCUACUACUUCAGGUGGGAGUGACUCACAUACUGUACAUUUAACAUAGAACUGGCAAAAGCCUGGUCCCCUUUCUCCUCCUAAAGUGUGCACUGAACUAAUUCACUCCCCCUCAUGGAUUGGACUGGUGUAUAUACAGGCUAAGGAAGAUUCUCUGCUUACUUCGGGGAGAACAAGGGAAGAGAAUCGGACUGUAGCCAAAGACUUGGUUAGAUAGAUAUAUUUUAUUGUUUAGCUGGUAUCAACCCUCUUCUCUGAUUGGUCCAUAUCCAGGAAGAUGAUAGUGCCCCAGAAGGAACCGUCUCCUCUGCUGAAUAAGAAGAUUGAGGAGCUGGAGCUGAAGCUGGCAGACAUGGAUGAGGGGGGUGAGGAUCUGGAUGACCUGGAGGAUGAGGACCAGGCUCCAGAGACCCCCUCCAUGCCCAUCAUUCAGACCCCUCUGGCAAGCGAUUUGGACAUCAUGCCUUACACCCCUCCUCCCCAGGUCUUACACGCAUCCACACGCACCCAAUGA
This is a messenger RNA of Coregonus sp. 'balchen', 25040 nucleotides long. The record is from the annotation of a GenBank genome assembly. NCBI's taxonomy places the organism in Eukaryota, Metazoa, Chordata, Actinopteri, Salmoniformes, Salmonidae.